UCGCGUCCACAGCCAUCAUUCCCGACCAUGAAGCCCCUGGUUCCGUUCUUCGCUCUGGCAGCCGUAGCCUUGGCGGCGCCUCAAGGAUACUCUGUUCCGGUGCCCGCCGGAGGAGGAGUACCUCUUCCUGCAGUAGCACCAGCACUAGCACCAGCACCAGCACCAGCACCAGCGCCUGUAGGAGCCGGAGCAGCUCUCUCUGCAAUAGGCGGAGGCGCACCAGCGUCCUGCCUAGAAGGAGAGGUUCUUAACGUGGAUGGAACUUGCUCCGUCCCGCAGAUUACCCGGCAUGUGUACGUCUUCGCAGCUCCCGACCAGCCAGCGCCUCAAGGUCCUCCUCCGAGCAUCCCUCCUCCUCAGGUGGAGCACAACGUGAUCUUCAUCCGCGCUCCCGAGCAAGCGGAGGCUGCUGAGCCCAUCGUGCUGCCACCGCCUCAGCAGCAGAGCGUCAUCUACGUCCUCAACAAGAGGCAGCCCUCAGUCGGAGGCCGCCCGGUGAUCAAGGUCCCUGCGCCGCCGCCCUCCAACCCCGAGGUCUUCUUCGUUAACUACGGCCCCAACGAGAACCCCGUCCUCCACGACGGCAUUGACCUUCAGUCCGCACUCAGCGCCGCGGCGCCCUCUACGGGACAGAUCAUCGUAGGCGGCGGCGCUGGGGGAUUCGACCUCGGAGCUGGUGCCGGUUCGGCUGGAGGAUUCGACGUCGGAGCUGGUGUCGGUUCUGCUGGAGGAUUCGACGCAGGUUUUGCUGCCGGGUCCGCCGGAGGGUUCGACGCCGGAGCUGGAGGAUUCAGCGGCGGUGUUGUUGCCAGUCCCGGACCUGGUGUUGGCGUCCCCCUAGCUUCUGCUGGCGGCCCUGGAGGACUCCCCGGCCCCCAGAUCGGCCUGGACAACCUGGCCAACGACUACACUCCGAACGCCGUCGAGCCGCCGCUUGGCCUCUACUCCGCUCCGUAAGCCCGCCCCCCUCGCAUUUCCUCGUCAGUAACCUCCGGAAGGUAUAUGGGUACUUACUUUUCCAUUUUUCUACUUUUCUUUUUUUUGUAAUCUAAUCAAAAGACCUGCCUCAAGUUAAGCAGUCUAGUCAGACCUUUUGUUACCUUUAAUAACGAUUUGUAAAUAAACACAUAAAACCGUUA
Messenger RNA from Penaeus vannamei (Pacific white shrimp), 1139 nucleotides. Its product is annotated as translation initiation factor IF-2. Lineage: Eukaryota; Metazoa; Arthropoda; Malacostraca; Decapoda; Penaeidae. The record is from RefSeq and is a predicted model, not a curated record.